AGGUACAGGUGUGUAGGUAUGUAGUUAGGGGCCCUUCAGUAUGAUGAGAGAACAAGUUGAGUUGCCAUGACAACAACAUGAUAGAGAACAGUGAAUCUGAGGAAUCAGGGAGUGAGAACGAGUUGAAUGAUCAGGAGAAGAUCAAACUAGAUCCUGUUAAAGCUGAGAAUCUUAAGAAUGGUUUCACUUUCGGGACAACGCUGAAGAAGGACCCAGUACAGGAAGCCUACAAGAAGACUCAGAAGCAGAUUUACAUACUCUUAUCUCGCUGUAUUGCUUAUCCCUUUACUACUAAACAGGCCUCUGAUCGUGGAUACAGGUACAUGAAUAUCAACGAGAUUGUGUUAACGAAGAUGAAGGAUAAGUUUAAAGACUAUCUGGACUCUCCUGACAACAUCAGCUCCAAAGACGCUGUGUUUAUAGAAGCGGUCAACUGGUUCUUCAGCGUGUUUCUCAUGAGUAAGCGUGCUAUAGAGAUGACUAAAAGUGGAGGGUACACAACAAAAGAUUUCCAGCAUGUCUUCAAGAAGAAGAUCUAUCAGCUGGUAUGUCAGCUCCCUGAUGAUCAGGAAUACAGUAGAAUGGAGCUUCUCAGCGAGUGGAUAACGGAGUAUGACGAGAUAGUAUCCCAGAGCUCAGAGGAACAUGAUAGAAGGGUAACCAACACUGAGGGUCAACUCAACAAGAACCAGCUCUACACCCUGUUCCAGAAGAUUCUAGAGGUAACAUCGUACGAACACAAACUACUGUUUAAUGCAAUGCAGCUGAACAAUAAUGACGAGCAAACUGCAGCUGUGAGGAGGGAACUUGAGAACAGAUCUGCUAGGGUUAACAGCGGGGAACGUCCUCCUUACUUGUUUAUACACCAUGACAUGGCAGCCCAGUACCGGGAAGAAGAGAGGAAGAAUGUACGGGGACUUCAAGACAAACAUACCAACCCCAUGAAAGAUAUGAACCAGAUGCAGUUUGAUGGUAGUGAUAAAGUUGGUAAAAGUCUGCCUUGCAAACAUGACUUCGUCCUUAACUUUAACGUCGAGGUAGAGGUUAUGGAAGUUAAGGGUCUCCCGGGAAUAAAAGGGGUUCAGCCUGAACGUAAAGCAUUCUGUGCCAUGGAUAUAGAGGGACAGACAAACAAAGUGCUGUGUACUCACCUUGUCAGUCAAAAAAACCCGGUGUGGACUAACAAGGCAGAGUUCCAGACUAAACAACCUCUACCCAGUGUUAGAGUCUGUCUCAGGAUUGAGAGUAAUAACCCUCUUUAUAUGGAGGGACGUCCUAUUGGAGAGAUCCUGUUCAAGAUGAAGCCAGAAACCCUGUCAGACAAGCCAAAGUGGGACGACCUAGAAGCCAAGGUGGAGGUAGGACAAGGUGGUGUGGCACUCCCCAAUCAAGCCUUUGGUUUACAGAUCAAGACUUGUGUCAAGAUGGAUAAACCUGAGAACAUGAAACUUGGAGGGUUACUCUACAUUAGAGGAACAUCGCACUGGCAGAAGUGGAAGCAGCGGUACAUUGUGCUGGUCAAAGUGGGUCAGAUCGUGUUCUGUCUGUGUAGCUACAAGGAGAAACAAGCCACCCCCAAUGAGAUGUUAACUCUGGAGGGAUACACUGUGAACUACUACUCGCCCGAUCACCAGGACUGCGAGGAGGACGCCAAGUUCCAGUUCCGACUACUGAAGGAAGGAGAAGAGGUGACGUGUGGAGCUAAAGACUCCCACACCCAGCAACUGUGGGUGAACGCUCUUUACAGGGCAACUGGGCAAACAACCCGCCCAGAGAAGUCUGAUAAUAUCCGAGGAAACGAUGUUAAUGAUAUCAGGAAGGCUGGUCUGGAUAUGCUGAUAUCUAAGGAGCCCUGUAAACUUGAUCAGGACUUCCUAUUCCGGACGCUGCAGCAUCUGACACUAGAAUACCGUAUCAAGAAGGAGUCUACAGCGUGCAGGGGCUGGCUGUCUACCGGCCAGGAGUUUGCUCUGAUGGAGUAUGCUGAGAGAUAUGGUAUCAGAUAUCUGACUGUUCAUCUUAGUUAUCUGAAGGAGCUUGUCAACUACGCAGAGAAAGGUUUCGUGAUAGACCCGAAUAAGUUCCGGGAUCUCUUCAAGAACUGCUGCAAUUAUAUACAGGGGAAAACCAGUGACGACGGAGUCUGGACCGUUACUAAAGAGGAGUUCCUGGAGUUUCAUCAGGUUCGAGCCCAACUGAAGACGCUCCUCAUGCAACAGAUCACUCACUUUAGAAACAGUUUCCCGUUUGGGAGACCGGACAACGCUUUGAAAACCACGAUAAAGUUACUGGAACAAGUAUUAACUCACAAAAUUGAGUUGAAAGUAGAUCUGCCGGAUCUUCUAGCAUACGAAGAAGAGGAGAUGACAUCACUGGAAUGCCGGAAACAGACCAUGAAGUGUUUGGAACAGGGAGCCUAUAUAAACUACCUUCAGAUCAGCCAACAGACUCUUAGACAGCUCAACAUGGAACAGAUGGAGGCCCCUGGUUUGGAUGACAUGAUCCAGCUAGCUGAUGCCUGCAUUGAGUUCCUCCAAGAAACUCUAGAACACUACGGAGAAGCCCUUAACGUGUAUGACAGGAUGAUGUACGAGAUGAAUGAAACAUUCUGGCGACUGUACGGAGUGGACAUGGAGUCAGUACUGGUCACACAUGAGUCUGGGUCACGGGAUAUCUUGCCAUUGUUUCACAAGCUCAACGCUUACUUCUACGAGGAACAGGAACUCAGAUACGGAAAGUUCCACAUGCAUCUUCACCAGGUGUUUGCUCCUCACAUAGUAAGUUACCUGGAGAAAGAGGAGUCCACACUGAGGGAAGAGUUAGAGGAUGCGUUAGAAAGAGAAACGUGGCUCAACGAAAACUGUACUGAGGAUUUCUCGUGCUGCGCUGUACUGGAUAUCGUUGCUCAAGUAAAGAAUACCCAGAAACUGGUCGCGGAGCUGAGGUGGCCUGACAAAACAUUCUCCGAACACCUCCAGAGCAGGACCCAAAAAACAACUGCUGAGAUAUUUGACUGUUUUGUCAGUAAAGUGUACGGAGUUCUUCAGACUUACCCUCGUUUACAGGUUUUUUCCUGGCGACAAUUUGACCUGCAGAGGAACGUGAUAACCUACAACUCUGUCCUACCAGACGAAGUUUGUGUGAUGAUGAAUUCCUGUAUAACUGUUCGUAUCCACGCAAACGAACUCUGUGGAAACGCCACUAACUCUAACAGCAGUGAGUAUAGCUACAGAACUGAGAUAAACGACCUGCUGACGCAGAGGAUUAACGUAAUGUUUGAGUUUGUCUGCACUCAACUCAGCCAAUGUUUGGAUAUCCUUCUCGAUAAGCUCAGCCGAUAUGACAAGGACUCUAUCUUCUCUCAUUUAUAUACGAUAAUGGGUCCCAAGCUUGCGAUAGUUGAACCCUUGUUUUCGUACGUUCGACAGAACAAUGUUCAGAUGAAACAAGAAAUUCACCCAAGCUCGACAAGCUGUCUUCUACUUUGCUGGUAUAACUCCUUACUGACGACAAUAGCAGACUGGCUGACCGAAAGGGAGAAUAUCGACAUGCAUCACUUCCAAUUAUGUGCCAUUUCGACCAUCUUCAAAACUCUCUUCUCCGAAUUCUCUUCACAGGGUCUGACAGAAGAGCAGCUCAGAAACGCCACCUACCGGAUGAUACACAACAGGAUAGAGUACGAGGAAACAAUGAACACCCUCAAUAUAGAUACUACCCGGAACUAUGCGUACGGCUAUUCCGACUCCUCGGAGUCAGAGUCUGCAGACUGAUGCAGCCUGAUUCAGACUGUUGCAUACUGUUGCAGACUGAUGCAGACUGAUGCAGACUGUUGCAGACUGAUGCAUACUGAUGCAGACUGAUGCAGACUGAUGCAGACUGAUGCAUACUGAUGCAUACUGAUGCAUACUGAUGCAGACUGUUGCAGACUGAUGCAUACUGAUGCAGACUGAUGCAUACUGAUGCAGACUGUUGCAGACUGAUGCAGACUGUUGCAGACUGAUACAGACUGAGGCAGACUGAUGCAUACUGAUGCAGACUGAUACAUGCUGAUGCAGACUGUUGCAGAGUGAUGCAGACUAAUGCAGCCUGAUUCAGACUGAUUCAGACUGAUGCAUACUGAUGCAUACUGAUGCAUACUGAUGCAGACUGAUGCAUACUGAUGCAGACUGAUGCAGACUGAUGCAGACUUAUGCAGACUGGUGCAGCCUGAUGCAGACUGAUGCAGACUGACGCAUACUGAUGCAUACUGAUGCAUACUGAUGCAUACUGAUGCAUACUGAUGCAUACUGAUGCAGACUGAUGCAGACUGAAUAUCAGAAGCAUGAAAUUGAUAUGAUAUUCUUCACAAGGGAUUAAAGUUUUAUCAUCCGACCAAUUUUAUGGGAACAUUGCAAAAUUCAAGAUUAUUGCUACGUAAAAAAGGGUCAUUAACAGAGAUCCCUGAAAGGGUUUAAACUUCGACUAAGAAUGGUUUAAAUGUUAAUUUGUUAUUUAUUGUUGUAGAAUAAUUUCUGUAUUUGUAAAAUGUAUUGCUUAAUGUUUCCAAUUAUAGAA
Bolinopsis microptera is the source of this 4554-nucleotide messenger RNA. Its product is annotated as calcium-dependent secretion activator 2-like. The transcript has 25 exons. Bases 78 to 3770 code for a protein of 1230 amino acids. Gene Ontology annotation, biological process: dense core granule exocytosis; synaptic vesicle exocytosis. Lineage: Eukaryota; Metazoa; Ctenophora; Tentaculata; Lobata; Bolinopsidae. The record is from RefSeq and is a predicted model, not a curated record.